Molecule: messenger RNA, 1251 nt
Organism: Lottia gigantea (owl limpet)
Lineage: Eukaryota; Metazoa; Mollusca; Gastropoda; Lottiidae
Exons: 1
Coding region: 307-564 (85 amino acids)
Source: RefSeq, a predicted model, not a curated record
GAAAAACAUGUAAAAUAGGAAAUUAGAAGGUUACUGAAUUCAAUAUAUUACAAUUACACAAAUAUUAAACUGACUGAAAUCAAAUUUUAAGAAACUUUUUACCAUACAAUCUGUAACUCUUACUGAAUUCAGUGCUAAUUUUCAAAAUCGAAUUUUACUCCUAAUUGUGUUUAUAUCUGACAUACAUAUCGCAAUAAUACCAAGGGAUGUGUGGAUUCAGGUGUUCUGAAAGAGUGGAAGUCCUUACAUUUCCCAUGACACCACUCAAGAUACCAUUUUUGUGAUUUUGACUGGCUCAAUGUCACAAUGUGGUAUAUUGUCACAAUGUGGUAUAUUGUCACAAUGUGUUAUUUUGUCACAAUGUGGUAUAUUGUCACAAUGUGGUAUAUUGUCACAAUGUGGUAUAUUGUCACAAUGUGGUAUAUUGUCACAAUGUGUUAUUUUGUCACAAUGUGGUAUAUUGUCACAAUGUGGUAUAUUGUCACAAUGUGGUAUAUUGUCACAAUAUGUGGUAUAUUGUCACAAUGUGGUAUAUUGAAUGUCCUACAUCCUAAAAAUAUGUAAGUGAUACCAAUCCCAGUGUUUUAACAAUUCAUCUGGAGGGUUUUCACCCUUUGUCUGUUCAUUACCUCUUUCAGGACCCUUCACCGACUGUAUUGUAUUUAUUAAUAAAUAAAUAAAUAAAUAUUAAUUCACAACCGUUUAAUUUAAGAUGCAUUGCAUUGUCAUAUGUUUUUUUUACUGUUUGUCAGGAAAAGUAAAUAAACAAUAAGUUUGUACAUUGAAUUUAUUGACAAAAAGCAUCCACACUUCUGCAUCAAAGCAUCAACAUCGAGCUUAACCCUUCAAUUAAACAGUAAUUACAGCCAAUGUUUUGAAAUAAGAUGACCUGCCUCACCAGCAUGGUUUUAUUUAGCAGUUUAUCUCUGCGGUUAAAACCUCAGUCUCAUAUAUCUUUUUCAAAAAUUUACCAAGACGACUGGUAACUUCUGGAGACACUACAUAUCUUUACAGAUUUGAACCCUAGGUUAAAGAGCUGGUUGUAUCCGACGGUUCCAUGUGAGUCAUAAGUAAAGGCAACACUAACUAAGGCCUAUACUGUUGGUAGACCUACAUCCAAUCACACAAUUACAGCUUACAACUCUUACAGAUUUUCAUAUAAGUGUUUAAGAGACAAUUUCAGCUUCUGUUAAGCUUUAAAAUACUGAUUUCCCAUAACAGCAAUAUAAUCAAAGCCACCAAGUGUUCUUU